Messenger RNA from Epithele typhae, 2154 nucleotides. RefSeq lists its product as uncharacterized. NCBI's taxonomy places the organism in Eukaryota, Fungi, Basidiomycota, Agaricomycetes, Polyporales, Epitheliaceae. Bases 1 to 2154 code for a protein of 717 amino acids. The transcript has 5 exons. The record is from RefSeq and is a predicted model, not a curated record.
AUGCCCGGCCCCAGCUCACAGAACAAGAAGAAGAGAAAGACGCCCUCGACGUCUAGUGCUGUCGCAAGCUCAGCAUCAGGCGCUGGCACUUUCACGAUUCCAGAGGGCUUAUUCGCGGAUAUCGAUGAUGGUGCGACAUGGCAGGCGACCGUAGAGAUGCUGUGUAGACACUUUGAACUCCCUGAUCUCACCACUCGACACGGGCUCAAGAAGGUCCAUGCUCACUUCGAUAGACUGUAUUCAAGACUAGACAGUGCGUUUGUAACGGCAGAAAAGCGCGGAAUAGAGCGAGCUAUGGGAGGCAUCGUUGGCAUAUGGUCGAAGAUGUGCGCGGACGCCAUCCUCAGAGACAAACUUUUCCAGAAAGGUCUACUUUCGCGCAUUAUGCCGAUUCUAAACAUCGACUCUACGCGCCUGAUGGGUCUUAACGCGCUCGCGCUCGUCACUCACCACGGUGGAGUCCACGCUCGAACCGAAAUCGCCAAGAAGAACCUACAGCUCAUUCAACUAAUGCGCGCCCAUCCCGACGACGCAAAAGUCAUGGAGCUCGUGACGGUGACCAUAUCUCACGCAACUGGCGCGGUCCUAGCCCUUGACGAGACCCCAGACCCCCGGGUUGUCAAAGCUGUCAACGUUCGCGACGUGAUGCAGACUACCAUGGAGAAUAUCCGCAAGCCCAUCGCAUCCCACUACAUGAUCGACCACGCCAUCAGCCUCUUCAUCAAUUCAACACAACACUGCCCGAAAGAAUGCGCCGCCGCACCCGGGUUGCUCAACCUCCUGGUCGCCUUGCUGCGCAGCUCAAACCUCGGCGUUCGCUGCCAGGCACUGUGUGGCAUCAUCCGGUACACCGCGAGCGAGUCGCAGUUCGACUACCAGAACUUCGACCCGCAACGCUUCAUCGCCAUGUUCCAGCGCGGGGGCGUCCCGCCGCACCUCAGUGAAAUCCUUGUUGACUACGGCAUGGAGCGCGCCGAGAUCACGAUGACCAUCCGCGCGUCGGUCGACUACCAGAAGGCGAUGAUGCGCGCCGCACAGGACCGCAACCUGCUCUCGCUCGGGGAGACACUCGCCGGGCUUAUUCAGCGCACCGAAUACUCGAUCGCCGAGGGCGGCUUCCAGGCCGAAGACGCGCGGGGUCGGCUCGAAAUUAUGGAUGUCGGCCUGCCGUUCAAGAUGUGGACGGACUCACUGCCAUGCUGCGCGCGCGAGCUUCGCAAGCGUGGUCUCCCCGGGGAUCUCGACGCCGCGGACGUGCUCGACCUCAAGUUCUUCAUCAUGCGGCAACGCGUCAGGGACGCGAUCGACCUCGCCGAGCGCGCUCUCGCGCGCAACCCUGAGCUCACGUACGCGUACUACGCGCUCAGUAUGGGCGCGGAGCACGAGCGCGGUCUGCGCGCGGUGAAGAAAGGCCUCAAGUGCAAGAAGGUGACGCCGUUCCUGCGCAUGAACAUGCUCUGGCGCGCGAUCGAGCACGCAGGGGACAUGGGCACGACGACGCUCGCGACCGCGCGCGAGGGCGAGGGCAAGCACACGGAGGGCGUCGCGUUCCUGAUGUCCGCCUGGGAGGACGCGAAGACGUUCACCGCCGAGGCGCCGCCGGACAACCGGCACAUGAUGGGCAUCCUCGACUGGUACAUCCUCCUCACGCUCGCUAUCAAGGGCCCGGAGCUCAGCACUAACCUCUCGGAGCUGGCGGCUGCUCAGCGGAAGAUCAACAGUGCCGCCGAGUUCAUGGGGAUGCUCGGGCUCGCGAUCAACAAGACGCAGACGCGCCUCGCGCGCAUGCUCAUCCUCAAGCUGUACUCCAAGGCCUCGGAGGAGUGGGGUCCGUUUGUGCAGCACUUUGACGAGAUGAACGCCAGCGGGGGCGAGGCACUCAAGCCGCUCUCGUCGUCCCAGGCGGACGACGACCUCGCGGCGUGGCUCGAGAACAUGCAGCUCGACGACGACGAUGAUGAUGAGCACGGCCGCCAUCCUUGCACGCACCCGAAGAUCAGCACAAGCAACGUCGCGCUCUAUCGCUGCUCGUGGUGCAGCAACCCCAGUGCGGUCUUAAAGAAAUGUGGUGGUUGUGGCAAGACGAGGUACUGUGAUGGCGUCUGUCAGAAGAAACAUUGGUCAGACCACAAGCGCGAUUGUAAGAAGGCGUGA